AAAUAAAACUGACAAAAAAAAACAGUUCAACUGAAACCUUCACCGAGUGAAGCUGAGAAGCGUGAAAUUCCUCCUGAACCCAGCCCCAAAUCGGUUUGCUGCGCCUGAUUUUAUUUCACGAUCCUCUCGGAUAUCGUGAGAGAGUCGAGGGAGAGAGUCUUAGAGCUGCCAGCCAUUAAGACCUGAAUGAAAACCACUUAGAAAAUCAGAAGGUGCAGCAGUGGUUAAAAAAAAACUAAACUAAGAAGCUACAUUUCAGAAGGAUGAGCUCAUCUGUUUCACGAGAGCUGCAGUGCCCACAGGUAUUUGGCCGGUCCAUAUCACAGGAUUCUGUGGAGAGCUCCUCGAUGGAGGACUAUUGGAGAGAAGUGAGGAGCAUUAAGGAGAGCAGUCAGAAUGGACAAGAAGAACAGAACCUAGUGGAGGUCAAGACACCUGAUGAGGGGGAGAUGGAAGCUGAGUGGUUGCAGGAGGUAGGCCUCUCAACCUUGGUCUCAGGCUCGGCAGGAGAGGAUGGCAUGGCUUUGUUGUCCACAUUGACCCGAGCGCAGGCUGAAGCUGUCCAGCGCCGACUGGACACCUACACCCAGACCACCCGGAGGAAGAACAAGCAGCCAGUCCGGGAUGUUCGAGACGUGUUCGGUCUCACUGACACUCCAGCCAGAAUUGAGUUUAUGACCCCAGAGCCAUCACCUACACCUAAUGGGGUACAGCAGUCUGAGGAAACAACUUUGUGGGAUCAGUCAAAAGAGAAUAAUAAGAGUGGUGAGAAAAUAGAAACCCAGCAAAACAGCCCAGAAAUAACGGAGGAUCUGAACUGGGACAUCCCGUACUCUGAGUCUCUAACAGCAGCUCAGAAAGAACAACAAUGUAGAAACACCUUUCCAAAGCGGCCCAGCAGUGCAAUAUUACCAAAAUUUACCAUUCGGGAGGAUAGGCUGGGGCUAACACGCAUUGGAGAUCUAUCCUCUCAGGAUAUGAAAAAAAUCCAUAAUCUCUCUCUGAUAGAGAUCACCACUUUCUACGAUGCACUUGGAAUAGAAUUGAAGAGGAACAGGACUGUGAAGGUGAAAGCAAAGGAAACGGGUCCCUUUGGUGUUCCCCUCACAACAUUGCUUGAAAACGAUCAAAAGAAGGUUCCAGGGACAAAAAUUCCUCUCAUUUUUCAAAAACUUUUGUCAAGAAUGGAACAAACUGGUUUGGAUGCUGAAGGAAUUCUCCGGGUUCCAGGGUCUGCCUCUCGAGUGAAGAAUUAUCGACAAGAGUUGGAGGCAAAAUUUUACAAUGACACCUUUGACUGGGACCAAAUCCAUCACAAUGAUGUCGCCUGCCUGCUGAAGACCUUCAUCCGAGAACUGCCUUACCCUUUACUGACUGCGGAAUACCUUCCAGCAUUUGUCGCGGUGCAAAAUAUCUCACCAAUCAAGUUGCAGAUACAAGCUCUGCAUCUUAUUAUCAUGUUACUGCCUGAUCCCAAUAGAGACACUAUCAAGGCUUUCUUGGAAUAUCUCAGCAAGGUCGUAGCGAACGAAGCCAAAAACCGAAUGAGCCUCUGGAAUGUCUCCAUGAUUGUCGCCCCGAAUCUCUUCAUGUGCAAAGGGAGGAGUGGAAACCACCUAGAGGCAGAGGCCGCUACCAAAGCUGCCAACAUCGUGCAGCUUCUCAUCAAAUACCAGGACAUCCUGUGGACUAUCCCGCCCUUUAUGAUCGCCCAGGUGCGGAAGAUGAAUGAAAGUGAGAAUCGAAGACGGACCAGAGUGACGUGGUUGAACACAUCUUCAUUUUUUUUCCCUCCAACCUUCAGGGGAAAUGGCUCACCGUCACCUGGUUCCUCACCCCGAGGACGCAACCGAAACCAGGAGCCGGCCUUGUGGGAGGUCCCAGGUGUGAACUCCUGUUCAUCUACUUUGGGACUCUGUUUGAAGUCAGACAUACCUGAGGGAGUCAUCCGUGUUUAUGCCACCCAGCUGUCAAAGGUUUCCAUGGCCAUUCAGCUGGACAGUGAGACCAAAGCAAGUGACAUUCUUGCUCGGUUUCAUUGUGAAAACAGUACGAAUUCUGCAGUACCUGUUAAUGGACAGAGCCAUCACUUGUUUGAAAUUGGUGGAAAUAUAGGAGAACGCUGCCUGGACCUCAACACAUACAUUCUGGACUUGUACCAUUUAAAUCCGAACGCAACAUGGGUCAUCAAACCCAGAACAUUGUGAGAUUACUUGUUGCAGAGUGAUGGGCCGUUUAAUAAUCCAGACACAGUCUUGGUGAAUGUGACUACAGGGACCCCCUGAGAAUACUAGCUAUUUUUACAGUGGUGCCUCUAUGUCUAAGGCUACGAUCUGUUGAUAAUCGUUACCUGCAGAACACUGCCUUCACAGGUGACCCUUUCCGAGGUCUCAAUCCUACUGGACUGGCUAAGCAUGUUGCCACUCAAUGGGACACCCUCAGCACCAAUGGGAGUUUUCACCAUUGUGAAGGCUUUCUUUUCUCUGUCAGCCACCUCUGAAGACUGGAGUCAGUACGAAGUUGUUGCAAAUAAAACAGCUCGCAAUAAACUCAUCUGGUGGUGAUUAAGAACUAAGUUGAUCCGCCAGUCACAACCAUUAAAAAUGCAGCCUUGAAGGAAUGUGCAUUUUUAAACAGUUAUGUCUUUUUGACCAGACCACACAACUGUGGAAGCAAAAGAUAUACCAACUACGUCUUAUUUUCUGUGUUUUUUUUAGUUGAUGGGGGUGCAUGUAAGGGUUUGCUCGGAGCGAUGGUGUCUGCUGAGGACAGCCAAAGAAUAAACAGGACAGAUGUUGUGUUUUUUUCCCUCUGAUAAUAAAAAAGAAACAGCCAUUUCUAGCGCCUGGAACCGGUGCCAAAUUCCAUCCAUCCUAUCAAGCAGGAAGUUUUUACAUAAGGAGAGUUUGAUAGCUGCACCUGCACUAGCAAGGAAUUCCUGCCGGAACGUGACUCCAGGACUCAGUUACAUAUCUGACUGGAAUUUUGUUUUGCAGCAAAGUAAAGGUUUGACUUUUGUAUUGUGUCCUUUACAGAUUCUGUGUAUGCACAGAAUGAUGGAUUGCAGCCACUGCUUUUCAAUUCAGAGAUUCAGAUCUGUUGGAAACAAAACCCUACGCUUUUAAAACAGACAGGAAGCUGAUUGAGAGUGGAAGAAGGAAUGAGCCAUUUUUGCUUUGAAACUUGCCCUCCAUGGGACACUGCAAUGAAUUAAUCUUUGUUACAAUUCAGAAUCUCCUCGGCACAGGAGAUUCUCUUGUGGUAUUUGCCUUAUGAGUGGAAAUGGCAUUAACAUGAAAAUUGCAAUAUUACCCUAAUCUUCUACACUUAUUGUAUUUAAGUCACAGAAUUGGGCAUGAUUUAAUUGACCACAGUGGAAUAGGCUCAAAGAGCAAAAUGGUUUAGUCUUGUUCCUGCGCUUAGUCUGUGUGUGAGUACCAUGGAUUGUUUUGUCUCACUCGAUAUGUGCUUUAGUACACUAACUAGGGAGUUAACCGGCAUUGCAACCAGCAUUCAAAACUCAAGUCUUUUUGCAAGAGAGGAGGUUGGAAGAAUUUGAAAUCCUGCUCUGUGUUGUGCAGAUUGAUAACUUUUAAGGGGUGUGGGUGGGGAGAAGAAGCUCCAAUUACUUUAAUGGUUUUGUUUUGCCUUUUACGCUUGGUUGCCCCAGGGGAAAUGUGGGCUUGUUUACUGUUUAUUCAGGUCCAAGGUAGCAGUAAGAGUUUGAUGGCCCCAUUUGGUUUGUUGGUCAACAUACAUCAAUCAGGUAAGAAUGUAUACAUUAUAUGACCCUGCCUUUCUACAGGAGAGGUUACAACAGAGGUAUUUUCUACUGUCCAUUGUCAGAAAGUGAAUUAGACCAUAGCCCUGUAAUAAACUCACCUACUGAUGGAACUUAGAAAUAUGGGCUAUUUUACCAAGUUUGCUCAGGGCAAUGCUGUGCUUAUGGUUAAAUAUAGUAGGUGUACAGGACAUAUGUAGAGCUUAUCACCACAUCCUUUUGUUUGAUCUGUGUUAUCCAUGUUAUGACUCUAUGGUUCUAAACAGUCUAGUCACACUAACAGAGUAUUGCACACAUAGUGGAGAAUUUUCUGAAAUUGUUCCUGGAACCUCAAAGGACAGAGCUGGUUGAAUUUUCAAGGGUUUUAUAUAUUACAACUACCACUUUCCGAAUGAUUAUUUAUGAAGAGGGGGCGUAUAGACACAAAUUUUGCUGUUAUUUUCUAUAUUGAUGCUUGAUGAUGAAAAUUAGAAUUCUAUAUGCUAAUUAAAUUUAUUAACACACCGUGUGGGCGGCACGGUGGCACAGUGGUUAGCACUGCUGCCUCACAGCGCCAGAGACC
Messenger RNA from Chiloscyllium plagiosum (whitespotted bambooshark), 4343 nucleotides. Lineage: Eukaryota; Metazoa; Chordata; Chondrichthyes; Orectolobiformes; Hemiscylliidae. The record is from RefSeq and is a predicted model, not a curated record.